Molecule: messenger RNA, 3807 nt
Organism: Osmia lignaria (orchard mason bee)
Lineage: Eukaryota; Metazoa; Arthropoda; Insecta; Hymenoptera; Megachilidae
Gene: gogo
Product: thrombospondin-1 like protein golden goal
Cellular component (GO): cell periphery
Source: RefSeq, a predicted model, not a curated record
CAACCCUGACUGAAAGAGGGAGAGAAUGUUUGCAUCGAGAUAAACAAGAAAAUUGAAUUGAAUACGGAUGACGAAUUGGAUAUGAACUUGAAAUCUAAAUGGCUUUCUCUUGGAAUACUGGUUAUCAUCCUCCUUGAAUUUGACAUCGCUAGAUCAAUUAUGGAAGAGACAGAAGAGUUAACAUCGUUGAAAAUUCAUUCACCUUCCUCUCACGUCGCUCUAUCGGGGGAUCUCGUGAUAUCUGUAAUAAAUUCAAAUGAAACAUUAGACGAAACAAAGUACAAAUACGAGUUCAAAAAAGAAAAUAAUCAGGAUAUUAAACAGCUAGACGAUAAUGUUUCUAAUGAAUUAUCUCUAUUAAGAAUAUUGUACCUUUUCGACGACAUAUCAGAACUAAUUGGUGAAAUCCAAUUAGAAAAGCUGCCUUCUGAAAAUGAAACUGUUUCAAUUAUCAUACCUUGCGGAUAUUUUACUCGUGGUGGUAUUUACGUUUUGCAAAUCGAGUACAAAUACAAAAAUUCAGCGGUGUCUAUUGUCUCCAAUUAUCAGACAAGUAAAAUUUUGGAUGUAAAGUGGCCAAUGCCGGUAAUCUAUUUGGAAUCUCAACAAAUUACUACCUAUCCGAAUAAACCAGUCAAAACCAUGAUUAAAUAUGACGGUGUUAAUUGUAGUCCUUCCGAUAAUGUUCCUGUAACAGUCUAUAUUUUACAAUUAAUAUAUUGCGGUUCAACUGUGACUGCUUGUUAUCUACAGAAUUAUACUUAUAUUCAAGUACUAUAUCACGAAGAAAUAAGAGAAUUUUUAUCAUCAAAAACUAUUUUUUUCCAAUGCGAAUAUUUCGGAUUGCCAGGAAAUUAUGCGGUCAGAUUGAAAGCAUCGAAUGUCAAUCCUACAGCACCAAAUACAAGUGUUUAUUUCAAGGUAAAUUGGUCAGAAGAAUUUAAAUUGACAGUCCAUGCAAGAUCGAUAUAUCCUUGCGAGGGAUCAGGAGGUGUGUCCGUCCUUUUCGAAUAUCCUUCUUGUCGACUGGAAGGUGAUCGUGUUCGCGUUUACGGACGUUUAAAGGCUGACGUUACAUCCGUUGCUUCACCCUCAACUCUUCAUUACAUUACGGAAUCUAGAUCGAUACCUGGCAAACACUCGUUGGCCUUUGACUGCGAUUUUUUUACAGAAAAAUUUGUUGAAUAUUGUUUCAUCUAUGUCAGUCAAGCUAUCACAGGUGCUAUGGUGGACGUUAAGAUAUCUUGUAUACCCACAUUUCCUUUUCAAGAAGGUGAUGCCGCUGGAUGGGGACCAUGGAGUCCUUGGAGCCCAUGCAGUAGCUCUUGUUUCGGAGGUAUUCGAAAUCGCUAUCGUUUUUGUGAUACUCCUCCACCAAAAUAUGGGACAAAAUUUUGCCAGGGAAAUGCGAUAGAAACUGAAUUCUGUGGCAAAGGAUUUUGGGAGGAGUCCGGUACAAAAGAAUGGCAGAAUCAAAUUGAAUAUUCCGAAUGCCACGGUGCGGUUUUAGCCGCGACCAAGCCUGAAGUUGUGGCUGAGAUUGGAUUACAGUGUCGAUGUGGAUGCCGUGUUACAUUGAAGGAACAAUUUACCAGAAAGAUAUUAGGAGCUAAUACUCAAGCAUGUCCUGGCAGAUCUUUCUGGCUUUUACAGGUACCGGCGGAUACGAAUUUUGUAAUAGGACUACAUUUAAAUCAAUUACAAUUUCCUUGCCCGGGACAGUACUUUCGUGUUCGAGAUGGCAAUUCUCUGAACGCGGAUCUUCUGAUCGACGUUACCUCUGAUAAGAUACACCACACUGCAAAAACGUUAAUAAGUUCUGGAGAAAAUUUAUUGUUGGAAUUUUUUAGCGACGAACUUACAGCAUCCGGGGAUGCGUGUAUCGGUGGUUUCCUUGCUCAUGCAGCUGUACUAGAUAAAAAAUACUUAAAAAGAAAUGGAAGUGUAACCGUUGUGCCUUUUGAAGUCAAUUCAACGAACGUUGAAAAAGAAUGGAUCUUUUGGAAACCAGCACACUUAGUAACUGCCUUACUUUUGAUACUGAUAUUCAUAGUUUCUAUCUUUUUGACAUUGCAAUUUGUCAUUAAAUACCGAAAGUAUCGUAUAGCUGAAGAUAUGGAUAAUCUCAGCGACGUUUCUGAGGUAACGCCUGGCCGAUCAAAAUGUUUGUCUACGAGUACGCUUAUUUCUGAAGUGUUCUCAAUGAUAGAAACUACCACAAAGAGUUCUCCGAAAGAAGUUUUACGUAGUAGUACAGUAGAGCAGUAUAAUAGUACUGAAACUUUGACUGGUUACAAGGAAGAGUCUACCCUAAGUUCCAGUACAUUAAAACUGAAUAAUACAGUUGAAACUUCUUCGGAUGAAACAGUCACAUCAAUGAAAUCAGACUGUGAUAAAUUAUUAUCAGCUUCCAGUAUUGUUUAUAACAAGCCUGAAGUGAAGUAUGCUUAUCCUGUAAGGUUGCAAAGAAUAGAUUAUAAUGCCUUGGAAGGAAAGAUAUUAAAAAUAGAAAAUGAAAAAUUAGAAGAUAGGAGCAAUGAUACCUUAAAGAUUUAUCAGAACAAUGGAAUGAAUUAUUCUGAAGGAAAGGAAUCUUCUCCUGAAAGUACCGUUUCGAGUUCAUCGAAUUCAGGAGGUGGGAAAGAAACUAAAGAAAAAAGAAACCGUGAAAAACUUUUACAAGGGCCAGGAUCAGAAUUUAGUUUAACGAAUCUUGAUUCAGAAUUAGAAUUAGAUUAUUAUGAUUAUAAUGUAGCGAAUGCGAGUGCUGUUCCUGGCUCUUAUUUAGGAAUGGACCCUGCAUUUCUAGUCUGGAUUCCACCUAUUGACGACAUAAAACUUGAUACAGAAGAUUUCCUCUUAGGCAACAAAAGGGAUUCCAUUUUAACUCUUGAAACUGAAGGUAUAGCGCUAACACCUUCUGAAUAUAGAAGAAUGAAACUCUCUACCUUUGAUGACUUUAAACUUGAGUUAGACCCAGGAGAAAAAUAUUUUAAGAAGGAUGAAAAAACUUGCCAAAAUUUGGAUUAUGGAAGCUUAAUGAAAGAUGAGAUUUCUGGAACUACCAGAACAAGAACUUUUGAAAAAUUACUUCCUAUUCAAAAGCUGUUAGAAGAUUCUAGCAUUAAAGUGAGCAUGGAAUCUGUAUCUAGUGUUCUUGAACAUAAGCAAUAUUGUGUUAUUCCAAACAGAAGGGUUUACAUAGGUAAAGAUGAGGAAUCAGUUGAGAAAUCUAAUUCUCCUAAAAGCAUCCUUGCUAGUCCUAUAAAUAUGCUUGAUAGCAGUGAGAAUAAUAAAGAGAAAUUCAAUUCUCCUUCGAAUAAAGUUUUGCAAAAGGAUUUGCUUAAAAUAACACAAAGUAAUUCGAAUCAAAGGAAAAUUUCGAAAACUCAAGAGGGCGAAUUAACGAACAUAUCUUGCACUUAUAAAGAAUUAAUGGCGUGCACCCAAUCAUUUACAAAUGUACAAGAUACGGUAAAUAUUCCGAUGACCGAAUUGUCAGGUAGUCCUUUAAGAAAUAUUACACAGGUUCAAAAAAGAGAGACUGAUGUCUCUUUAAAUAUUCAGAACUCAGAUUGUGGUAUAGAAGCACUUUGUAUAAAGCAGGGUUCUCUUUAUGAUCAAAACAUUAAAUUUGUUGAUGAUGACGAUGACGACGAUUACAUUGGUUAAAACUUACAUAAAUUUAUCUUUUUUCCCUUUUGAUAAUACCAAAGACAUUUCUCUUCUGAUAUAAAUUUAUUUUUAUUCCAAGCGUAAAUUUGAUUAGCCUUAGAUACUUUAUUUAAAUAUAUAUUUUCCGUUAUA